Molecule: messenger RNA, 1982 nt
Organism: Nelumbo nucifera (sacred lotus)
Lineage: Eukaryota; Viridiplantae; Streptophyta; Magnoliopsida; Proteales; Nelumbonaceae
Product: branched-chain-amino-acid aminotransferase-like protein 1
Biological process (GO): carboxylic acid metabolic process
Molecular function (GO): catalytic activity
Source: RefSeq, a predicted model, not a curated record
UUGCCCGGGAGCGCAUUUUAGCUAGAAUUAUAGAAGUAUCUUACAGAGAAUUUAUUUAUAGUUCACUCUCCCAAAAGAGUGAAAGACAGCGUAGUAGGCGAUUUCAGUCAUGGAAGGAAAUCAGGAGGUAGAAGUAAUUCACUCGUGGUCUGCUCCUAGAUCUCUCAGUACCAGCCUUAUGUACUCAUUUGCUCAGAGAGAUGACAUAGAAGUUCUUGAUGAACCCCUCUAUGCGAACUUUCUUCGAGUGACGGGUGCGGAAAGGCCUUACCGUGAGGAGCUUCUAUCCAAAAUGGAUUCUGAUGGCAGUAGAGUUGUAAAAGAGGUGAUUUUUGGUCCGGGAGCAAAGAAAUAUCGCUACUGCAAGCAUAUGGCAAAACAACGAGUACCUGGCUUGACAGAUGAGUUGAUGAAAAAAGGGAAGCACUUCAUACUGAUAAGGAAUCCCCUUGAUAUUUUGCCAUCUUUUGACAAAGUUGUGCCACCAUCCUUUCUUGAGCUGGGGUUGGCAGAUCUGGUUUCCAUAUACAGUGAGCUCUGUGAAUUUGGGAGGCCUCCACCUAUAAUAGAUGCAUCAGAACUUCAACAGGAUCCUGAGGCUGCCUUGCGUGGCCUUUGUGAAGACUUGGAUAUUCCUUUUCAGCCAGCCAUGCUCAAAUCUUUUGGCCCAAGAAAAUGUGCUCCAACCUCGCUAGCAAUGCAUCCAAUCUCCCCAAUUGCAUGUCUGCUAUGGGAAGCUGGUCGAAAAUCAGUUGAUGGGAUUUGGGCUCCAUGGUGGUAUAAGAGUGUGCAUAAGUCAACAUGUUUCACAUCAGCAAAACCUUACCCUUUGCCAUUUCCAUCUUCCCUGUAUGACCUAUUGGAGCAAAGUCUACCUUUCUAUAAUAUGCUUAGGCGCCAUGCAAGGCAGGUAUCAUCCCUCUUUGGAUCACCCUUGCCUCCUCCUAGACUUCCCGUUCCGGCCAAUGAAAAGCUGCUUGUUUGGGUUGGUGAUGAGAUUGUGCCCCGUGAAAGUGCCAAGGUUUCAGUAUUUGACUCAGUUGUUCAAGGAGGUGAUGCUGUCUGGGAGGGACUUCGUAUUUAUGAUGGGAAGGUUUUUAAGCUCAAUGAGCAUUUAGACAGGUUAUUUGACUCAGCAAAAGCUUUGGCUUUCAAUAAUGUUCCAACUCGCAAAGAGGUUAAGGAAGCAAUUUUCAAAACUCUCAUUUCAAAUAGCAUGUUUGAUAAUGCACAUAUCCGACUGACUCUAACACGCGGCAAAAAGGUUACUUCUGGAAUGAGCCCUGGAUUCAAUCUUUAUGGAUGCACUUUAAUUGUUCUUGCUGAGUGGAAACCACCGGUUUAUGACAAUACGGGUGGUAUUACUCUGGUUACUGCCACUACUCGUCGGAAUUCACCAAAUAAUCUGGAUUCAAAGAUUCACCACAACAAUCUUCUCAACAACAUACUUGCAAAGGUUGAAGGGAAUUUAGCAAAAGCAGAUGAUGCAAUCAUGCUAGACAAGGAUGGCUAUGUGUCAGAAACGAAUGCAACAAAUAUUUUCUUAGUGAAGAAAGGUUGUGUGAUGACACCUCAUGCUGAUUAUUGCCUUCCUGGUAUAACACGGGCAACAGUGAUGGAGCUUGUGAUAAAAGAAAACUUGGUCUUACAGGAGCGAAGAAUCAGUUUAUCUGAGUUCCAUACUGCAGAUGAGGUAUGGACAACAGGAACCAUGGGAGAACUCACCCCAGUUGUGAUGAUUGAUGGGCGUGUCAUUGGUGAUGGAAAAGUAGGACCGGUGACUCGAAGACUGCAGAAUGCUUAUAAAAACCUUACAGCAGAAAUAGGGGUGCCUAUACCUACAUAUACUAGGAUUUAAAUGCCAAGCUUCAUGGAUUUGUAAGUUUUCUCCCACAUUCCCCUCGCAUUCUUGAAUGUAUUUGAACUCAAAGAUCAUAUUUAUAAAUAAUGGACAAGAAUUCAUCAUUUUCUUUCCCUAACAA